GGCCCCCGCCCAGCGCGUGGGCCGGGCCGCCGCCCCGCCCCCCGCUCCUCCCGCCGGGCGCCCCGCGGGGCCGGGGGCAGCCGGGGCGCUGAGCGGGAGUUUUCGGUUCGGCCGGGCGCGGAGAGAGACAGAGGCAGGCGCUCGAGCUGUGUCUGCGAGUACAUGAAUGCCUGCAUGUAAUAGCUUCUCUUUCUCAACCUUUUGACCGUGUCCCAACACUGGAAGAUUGCAUCUGAAACAUAGCUGUACUGGGAGCGUGUUUUACAGCAAGAGCUCUGUCAUCAUGUCAGUCAGCGUCCACGAGAACCGUAAAUCCCGGACUAGCACCGGCUCCAUGAACAUCUUGCUUUUUCACAAAGCUUCCCACCCAGACUGUGUCUUGUCUCAUCUGAACACCCUACGAAAGCACUGCAUGUUCACUGAUGUCACCCUUUGGGCAGGAAACAGGUCAUUCCCCUGUCAUCGGGCAGUGCUGGCUGCCUCCAGCAGGUACUUCGAAGCCAUGUUUAGCAACGGCCUCCGGGAGAGCCUGGAUGAUGAGGUGAACUUCCAUGACAGCCUCCACCCAGAGGUGCUGGAGCUAUUGUUGGACUUUGCUUAUUCUUCUCGGAUCAUCAUCAAUGAGGAGAAUGCAGAGUCCCUUCUGGAGGCUGGAGACAUGCUGCAGUUCCAUGAUGUCCGAGAUGCAGCAGCUGAGUUUCUGGAGAAGAACCUCUACCCUUCCAACUGCCUGGGCAUGAUGCUGCUCUCAGAUGCUCAUCAGUGCCGGCGGCUUUAUGAGCUCUCCUGGAGGAUGUGCCUUGUCAACUUUGAGACUGUUCACAAGAGUGAAGAUUUCAACAACCUUUCCAAGGACACUCUGCUGGACCUCAUCUCCAGUGAUGAGCUGGAAAUUGAGGAUGAAGAAAAGGUCUUUAAGGCUGUCAUUCAGUGGGUGAAAUAUGAUCUGGAUGAGCGUAAGGCUUAUCUCCCAGAACUUCUGAGGAAUGUUCGUCUGGCCUUGCUUCCUUCUGAAUGCCUGAAGGAAGCCUUGGCUUGUGAGGACUUGAUCAUGGUGGAUGAAAGGAACAAGCUUGUCUUGGAUGAAGCUAUUCAGUGCAAGAAGAAGAUCCUGCAGAAUGAUGGGGUGGUCACCAGUCCCUGUGCCAGGCCUCGCAAAGCUGGGCACACCUUGCUGAUCCUGGGAGGACAAACCUUCAUGUGUGAUAAGAUCUACCAAGUCGAUCACAAAGCAAAGGAAAUUAUCCCCAAAGCAGACCUGCCGAGUCCACGGAAGGAAUUCAGUGCUUGCGCCAUCGGCUGCAAAGUAUAUAUCACUGGAGGCAGAGGGUCAGAGAACGGGGUCUCAAAAGACGUGUGGGUGUAUGACACUGUUCAUGAGGAGUGGUCAAAAGCUGCCCCAAUGUUAAUAGCUCGGUUUGGGCAUGGCUCAGCUGAAUUGGAAAACUGCCUGUAUGUGGUUGGUGGACACACUGCGGUAGCUGGAGUCUUUCCUGCAUCUCCUUCUGUUUCCUUGAAGCAAGUAGAGAAGUAUGAUCCUAUAUCCAACAAAUGGACAAUGGUGGCUCCUUUGCGAGAUGGAGUGAGCAAUGCUGCGGUGGUGAGUGCUAGGCUCAAGCUUUUUGUCUUUGGUGGGACCAGCAUUCACCGAGACAUGGUGUCCAAAGUCCAAUGCUAUGAUCCAGCUGAGAAUCGGUGGAUGAUCAAAGCCGAGUGCCCGCAGCCCUGGCGCUACACGGCAGCUGCUGUCCUAGGCAGCCAGAUUUUCAUCAUGGGAGGAGACACAGAGUUCACAGCAGCAUCCGCCUACCGCUUUGACUGUGAAACGGACCAGUGGACACGCAUUGGGGACAUGACAGCCAAGCGCAUGUCAUGCCAUGCUUUGGCCUCAGGGAAUAAACUGUAUGUGGUGGGAGGUUACUUUGGGACUCAAAGGUGCAAAACGCUGGACUGCUACGACCCUAUGUCAGACACAUGGAACUGUAUCACAACGGUGCCUUACUCGCUCAUCCCCACAGCUUUUGUCAGCACCUGGAAGCACUUGCCAUCAUGAUGUGGCUCAGGGCUUGGGGGCUUGUAUCCAGGAAGUCAAUAAGGUGCCCAAGUCAAAUCCACAUCCCCUGUCCCACUGUUGGAGCCAACACAGUGACCGUGUACCCUCCUAUCCUGCACAGGACUCCAAGGAGCCUUUUGCACCCCUUCCUGGCACCAGGAGCAGGAGGCACAGCCAGCCCAACGCUAUGGGGACACCAAGAGCCACUCAGCCCUGCCACCAUCCGCUGCAUGGUGACAGCAAGGAGCAGGGAAUGGGGGACAAGGGGACAGCUCGUGGGCACCAUUGGCCCAAUGGGACUGGAAAGAUUGCAGGUGUGCACCAGGCUCCAUCCCUUCGCCAGCACAGCAUGGGGAGCCAUUAGGUGCUUUUUGUUGCUCAUUUAGGGGGAAAAAGAUAUUAACAUUUUUUUUAAAGACAUUGAACUUGGCCAUUGGCAAUGGCUGCGGUUUGGUUGACUUGGGAGUGUUUCUAAAGGAAAAAGGGGUUGAGAGCACCUGGCUCAUCCCAUCCUCUGGCCGCUCUUUGGAGGCGAUGGCUAGUGAAACAUUAAAGCAUGGGAGCUGGGGUGGCUGCCAGCAGUGCCAGGUACCACAGUGAAAUGGGGCAGGUGCCUUUUGUUUUGCACUUUGGACCCUUUUAAAUUUUUUUCCCCCUUUCCUUGCUGCAGCAGGUUGCAAUUAGGUCGGAGGACACGCAGCUUCCUGUGUGCAGCUGCUGGGUAGAGCACAGCAGCUCUAAUAGUGUGCCAAGGCACCAGCACUGCUACUGAGAUAUUCACCAGAUAAAACCCACUGAGUGCUCAGAGCCAGGCUUCUAAAUUUCCCUGCCACACUUGCUGAGCAGUGCGUGGGUGAGGGCGUAAUUAGCAAACAAGCAGAAAGAGAGGUACAGCGGGGCAAAGCUCACACCUUGGGAGGGGGCAUCUUGCCUCUAAUGGGGCCUUGUGGGGGAAAGCGAGUGGACUAGGGGAAGCAUCCUGGGGCUGGCAGGGUGAGCUGGGGAGGGAUCCUCCUCCUUCCUGCUGUGCCAUGCAUCCUGCCUUCUUGGAGAGAGAUGAACAUUUCUAGCUGCACACUUACCUGCCAAUGGUUGGACUGUAGCUGCCCCAGGUUCUCUGCACACCCUGGCUGAUGACUAUAUUUGGGUUUAUCCAUGCAAGAGCUGUCAGCCCAAGCCACUCCUCAUUCACGGUAUGGAGGAAGGCACGUGGAUUUUGGCAGUCAGUACAGGGAUGCAGCUCCUGGCUGGCCUCUUCCAGGGCUGGUCUCCAACAAAGGCUGGUCCUGCACUGUCCCAGCAUCCUGCUUCCCUCUGCAGCAGAUCUGGUCCUGCAGAUGCUCCGGGCUUGCCCUUGGAUUAGGUUAAGCUGUAGCCUGGCCAGCUGAAUGAUGCAAUGUGAUGAAAAGCCUUGACAUGGCUUCAAACAACAAAGGUCUUUUCAGAACAGCAAGCGCUCAUUGCUGCCGGGAAGAACACACUUUGUGCUCAGCCAGUCUGUGAUGCUCUGAAUGACGUUUAUUUA
This is a messenger RNA of Cuculus canorus (common cuckoo), 3578 nucleotides long. RefSeq names its product kelch like family member 25 (gene KLHL25). The record is from RefSeq and is a predicted model, not a curated record. Gene Ontology annotation, molecular function: protein binding. Lineage: Eukaryota; Metazoa; Chordata; Aves; Cuculiformes; Cuculidae. The transcript has 4 exons. The coding region runs from base 284 to 2053 and encodes 589 amino acids.